Paramormyrops kingsleyae is the source of this 2760-nucleotide messenger RNA. RefSeq names its product protein phosphatase 1, regulatory subunit 3B (gene ppp1r3b). Lineage: Eukaryota; Metazoa; Chordata; Actinopteri; Osteoglossiformes; Mormyridae. The record is from RefSeq and is a predicted model, not a curated record. Gene Ontology annotation, cellular component: protein phosphatase type 1 complex. Gene Ontology annotation, molecular function: glycogen binding; protein phosphatase 1 binding. Gene Ontology annotation, biological process: regulation of glycogen biosynthetic process.
UGGUCUUGGUCUUCAUCUACUUUUUUUGUUUAGAUUUGCAAAGCUGGCGAUUAAAAAAAAUAAAAAAUAAAUCGCCACUCGGAGAAGAAGCUGAUUGAUUAAGACGUUAAUAGGAAGCAUUACUCUGUCCCUCGGGGGUGAGCUGCUUUGGCUCGGUGUGGCGGCGUCCUCUCCACAUGCGGCGUCCCUGCCUUUUAAAACGGGCGCACAUUGCAGUAUAGUGUCACAGCUUCUGUGCGCGUAUCAGUCGGAAUAGAAACCAGGAAAUUAUACUCAGUAACCUACUUGGCUGGUAAAACCAGGAAGAAACACAAACUAUGGACGCGUAGAUAAUUUUGCUUUGUGAAAUGCGGAAUGAAUGGAUUGCCAAAGUGUACUUGGCUUCCUGUCCCACAAAUCGGCGAUGCCUGCAGAUCUGGCGUUACCGCUCUACCUAUCCGGGGAGGAGCUGUGCUGCAGGCGAGGGCCGAGGCUGGUCGAGCCUCUGAGGCCGUGCCUGCUCCGUUGCUCCAACCUACGAGUGACGCCGCGGCCACCACAAACGCAUCACGCUGGAGAGGAUGAGGAGCAUGGCAAGGCCAAGAAGCAGGUGUCCUUUGCGGACCACAAGGGGCAAGCGCUCACCAUGGUCAAGGUGUUCUCUGAGUUUGAGGACCCCGUUGACAUUCCGUGCAACAUCUCAGAAUUCCUGAGUCCCGUGGUCAGCCCGUUCCCGGACGACGGGCGCCUGGUCCUGGAUUUCGCCCAGCCGUCCUCAGACUACGUGGAGUUCCGGCAGAGGCUGGACAGGGAACGUGUCUGUCUGGAGCACUGCGUGUUGAAGGAGAGGUCUCUUGCAGGCACUGUGAAGGUCAAAAACCUGUCGUUUGAGAAGAGCGUCAAGAUCCGCGUCACCUUCGACACAUGGAAGAGCCACGAGGACGUCGAGUGCCAGUUCGUGAGGGAUACCUACGGAGCAUCUGACCGUGACACCUUCUCUUUCGAGGUGGCUAUUCCGGAGCAGCUGCACCCGCACAAGCGCAUCGAGUUUGCAGUCUCUUACGAGGUUGCUGGCUGCACCUACUGGGACAGCAACCAUGGCCAGAACUACAGGAUAAUCCAGUCAGCACUGAAGAACACUGCCCCUAGUGGCCAUCAAGGGCUGGGCCUCGACCAAUUGGGCAUACACUUUGACCGCUAUGGCAGUCCCCGCUGCUCACACGGAAUCUUCCCAGAGUGGCCGAGCUAUGCUGGGUAUCAAGAGAUUGGGCCGUAUUAUUGACUAAAGGGAAGUGAGGACUUCCUUUCACGGCUUCGUUCCAGAAGAACAGGACUCAGGAGAUCGGGUGGGGGUCGAGGGGUGUUCUCAGAUUGUGGAUGCAGUAGUCGAAUGUUCUUGCCUCCCGCAGUCAGCAGUCCGCAGAGUUGCAAAGUGGCUGAUUUGUGCAAUAUAAUAUGCAAUUUGCAAUGCAGGUUGCAUCAUUUAACAUGAUUAGAUCAUUUACGUCUACAGUUAAAUACCUGUAGUCGUCAUGGUGAUUGAGCUGAUUUGCGCUCUGGAAUAGCUUGGGUGGGUCUUGAUUGUUGCAGGUUGACUUCCUGCAGGCAGGAGCUCUGGUGCUUAUGGUCCUUGAGAUAAACUAUGUGUAUUUCUGUGCACAAUGGCCUACCUGGGUGGUUUUGAAGUAGACAUGAGCUGCUGGAUGUCAUGAAAUAUGCUCAUGGUUAACUGUCAUUCUUGUUUUUCCUUAAACUCUGCAAGUUCAGGGAUUUAAGUCCAGCAGGUUAAAGGAGAUGGUACCAGGGAGAGUGCAGCUGUGGAAGGCUGGUUUUGGGGGGCGGGGGAUACAGGAGUUACUGAGAUGUGACACUUAGUGGAGUGAGGUGGGCCGGCCAUGUGCUGGAUGGACCUGCACACCAGGCUUUGGCACAUGUGGCCCGAAGGGCAGUCAGCUCUGUAACUUGGGGCUGCGGAAAGGGGCCACCCGCGCCACAUGGAUGCCACAGUCUGGCCAAUGAGGUCAGUCACUGCUGCUGGAGCUUCGUGUCCCAAUGCUGCUCAUCUGAGCCAGAUUUUGUCAUAUUGGCUCUGCACCAGGCUGCCCCUUGCUGGAGGCAAAGGAGAGGUACAUGAAAUUUUAAAUUUUUUAAUCUGACUGAAUAUAUAUAUUUUUUUGUAAGUUGAGUUAUUUCCUGAAUGUUCUGCUUUUGGCACUGUAGCAUGGUUUUAUCUGUAUUAUGAUUGAAUGCAAACUUCCACUUGUUUAAACUGUUAAGACUGCUCAGUGAAGGUGACUGCUGAUCACCCGUGUCCGGUGGCUUAUUUUUAAAACUGAAAUGGGCUGGUCAUGUUAAGGAUUCUCCCUGUUAGUGGGUUUAAAUUCAAUUCUGAAUUGCACUUUUCAAAUUAGCAUUACAAUUUAAGGUUUAAUUUCUUGCUUGGUCACAAAAAGAGGUUUUGAAUUUAUAAAAAAAAAAAAUAUAUAAAUAAAAAUCACCAAGGACUGGCGCUUAACUAGUGCCGUCAUUGGUGGGGUUCAGAUGUGUUCUUUGUCUACUGAUUUGCAUUGAAUAAAAUCACUUUCAAACGAUUUUAAAUGUUUUCUUUUUCUAAAAAAAAAAAAAAAAAAAGGGAUUGCUGUUUGUUGGAAAGUACGAACAGGCUGAUCGGGAGGGGAGAGACUGGAAACACCCCCCCUCAAAUAUAGUGUUAUCCGCUUUGUGUACUGUUUUAAAUGCAAUGUAAAAAUGAUUCGCAAAAUAAAGAUUUGGAUUCUCCUG